CGCCAGGUGCCUCGAGAGCGCCCUCGGCUCCGGAGCUCCGGGGCCCCGCGGCUCCCGCGCCGCGCCGCGCCGGGGGGCGGGGGGCGACCUCGACAGGAGAGGGUAGCGGCGCGCGCUCUGCCCCGUGGCGUUUCACCGCAGCGAGCGCCGCGGACCGGCUGGAGCCGGCUCAGCCGCCGCGCCCGAUUCGCGCCGCCGCGGAGGGGCUCGGGGACUGCGGGCGCGGGCGCGCACGGGCGGAGGGCGCCGGGUGGACCCUCGGCGGGCAGCGCGCCCCUUCCCCCGGGGCUGCGCCUGCGGACGGUUCGGGCCCCUGGCCCCUCAGCUUCAAGCCUGGGCGCCUCCGGCCCCACUCUACCGUUGCCUAUGGGGAUCCGAGAGUUUCCCGGCGGCGCACCCAGGGGCAAAAGCAUCGCCAUUGGCAUGAGGAGGUCACCGGACGUCAGCCCCCGGAGGCUUUCCGACAUCAGCCCUCAGCUGCGGCAGCUCAAGUACUUGGUGGUGGACGAGGCGAUUAAAGAGGAUCUGAAAUGGUCGCGCUCCGUGGAGGACCUCACCAGCGGGCCCGUGGGGCUCACGUCCAUCGAGGAGCGGAUCCUACGCAUCACCGGCUACUACGGCUACCAGCCCUGGGCGGCGAGCUACAGAAGGGAGGAGCGCCCGCGGGACUCCCCGGGCCCGGCGGAGGCCCCGGCACCGGCUGGGGCGGAGGCCGGCGGGAGAGCGAUCCGCGGCUGCCGGCGAUGCUCGCGGGCGCAGCUCCAGAAGGUCUGCUGGGGCGUGGCGGUGGUGCUGUGCGUGUGCGCCUCCUGGGCGGGCGCCACGCAGCUCGCCAGGCUCACCUUCCGGCGGUUCGACGCGCCCUUCACUCUGACAUGGUUCGCCACCAACUGGAACUUUUUAUUCUUUCCGCUGUACUACGCCGGGCACGUCUGCACAGCGGCAGAGAAGCAGUCCGCGAAGCAGAGAUACCGGGAAUGCUGUCGAUUUUUUGGAGACAAUGGCUUGACUUUGAAGGUGUUUUUUACCAAGGCAGCACCCUUUGGUGUUCUUUGGACACUCACAAACUACCUGUACUUACAUGCAAUAAAGAAAAUAAACACUACGGAUGUCUCCGUUUUGUUCUGCUGCAACAAAGCUUUUGUGUUCUUGCUCUCAUGGAUCGUUCUCAGGGACAGGUUCAUGGGAGUGAGGAUAGUGGCUGCCAUCCUCGCCAUCGCUGGAAUCGUGAUGAUGACCUACGCGGAUGGCUUCCACAGCCACUCUGUCAUCGGCAUAGCCCUGGCGGUGGGCUCCGCGUCCAUGUCUGCCCUCUACAAGGUUCUGUUCAAGCUCCUGCUGGGGAGCGCUAAGUUUGGAGAGGCUGCCUUAUUUCUGUCCGUUCUGGGUGUGUUUAACAUCCUCUUCGUCACCUGUAUACCUGUCAUUCUCUACUUUACCAAAGUGGAAUACUGGAGCUCCUUCAGCGACAUUCCAUGGGGAAGCCUUUGUGGAUUUUCAGUCCUCUUAUUGACAUUCAAUAUUGUAUUAAAUUUUGGAAUUGCUGUUACAUAUCCCACUCUGAUGUCUCUCGGAAUUGUCUUCAGUGUACCUGUGAAUGCAGUGGUCGAUCACUACACAAGUAAGAUAGUCUUCAACGGGGUGCGUGUCAUCGCCAUCGUCAUCAUCGGCCUGGGCUUCCUCCUGCUGCUCUUGCCCGAGGAGUGGGAUGUCUGGUUGAUUAAGCUGCUCACCCAGCUCAAAGUGAGGAAGAAGGAGGAGACGGCGGAGGGCGGCGCGGACCCCGGCCCAGGGCCCCUGAACAAGAGCAGAAGAGCCCGCCCUUCCUUUGUCCGCUGACCUCAGCGCCACAGAACUCCUGGAGAACACUCAUGCUAAUGAGCCGGAAGUCUGUUCCUGACAGGGGGAGCCUCGGUUUGGUAAGGUGUACAUACCUGUACAGUUUCGGUUACCUGCGGUAAGUCAUAUGGCAUUUUUCGGCAUGUCCAAUUCGCUUGCAGUCUUCUCACAUCAGACUUCUCACGUAAGGGCACCGAAGCACCAGGG
This is a messenger RNA of Manis pentadactyla (Chinese pangolin), 2046 nucleotides long. RefSeq names its product solute carrier family 35 member F3 (gene SLC35F3). Lineage: Eukaryota; Metazoa; Chordata; Mammalia; Pholidota; Manidae. The record is from RefSeq and is a predicted model, not a curated record. Gene Ontology annotation, cellular component: membrane. Bases 367 to 1839 code for a protein of 490 amino acids. The transcript has 8 exons. Gene Ontology annotation, biological process: thiamine transport.